Molecule: messenger RNA, 3801 nt
Organism: Hydractinia symbiolongicarpus
Lineage: Eukaryota; Metazoa; Cnidaria; Hydrozoa; Anthoathecata; Hydractiniidae
Exons: 12
Coding region: 471-3671 (1066 amino acids)
Biological process (GO): protein deubiquitination
Molecular function (GO): cysteine-type deubiquitinase activity
Source: RefSeq, a predicted model, not a curated record
AUUUGCAGUAUUAUGCGAUAUUACGUUGGUAUGACCAUCGACAGAAAAAAUAUGUAUUUGUUAUAUAGAGAGGAUGUCGGAUAAUGCGGUUUCAUUUGUCGGGUCCAUUUGGUUGGAGAAGUAUGACUGAACGUCUGUCGGCUUUUUAUGUCGAUAAAGUAUGAAGGUUGUUAGUUAUGUUGUACGUCGUGUGUCGGGACCACUUAGCCCGGUGCUAAAUGAAGUCGUUGCCACCACGGGAGCUGCCAUUACACGUGCGGGGGAAAGUCGAAGAUGGCGUCUGCGAGAUGCGCAAAGAUCAACUUUAUAGCCAGACACGUUUGCGUUGUGAACUUUUCCUGAUUUCCUUCAACUGACCCCUUAUUAAAGGGCAUGGAAACACCAAUUUAUGUUCACAAUUAGUUUCUCACGUACAAUGAAUGCUGUUCUUUUAGCUAGUCGGCUGUAAUUUUGUGUGUUUGUCACAAAAGAUGGCUAUGCAACAAGGCAGAGGCAGAGGAAAUUUGAAAAAGGAAGAAAAAGUACUGUCUAAUUCCAAACCCCUUGGACCACCUGGUAAUGCUGAUAUAAAUAUGGAUGAAAGCUUGAAAAAAUUAAAUCUCUACCGGAAACCUAUAGCCAAAGAUGGUUCUUGCUUAUUCAGAGUUGUGUCUGAACAGGUUUACCAUACUCAAGCUAAACAUCUACAAGUGCGUUCUGAAUGCAUUAAUUACAUAUUUAAACACAGAAGUAUUUUUGAGUCUUUCAUUGAAGGAUCUUUUGAGCAUCAUUUAUUUCUUCUCAAGAAUCCAAAGGAAUGGGGUGGAGAGGUGGAAAUAUCAGCACUGUCUCAUCUUUACGAGCAUGAAUUCAUUGUUUAUCAAGCUCCUAGUUUCCAACCACAACCUGUUACUUGUAAUGGUUUCACAAAACAAAUUCAUCUUUGCUACUUAAAUGGAAAUCAUUACGAUGCUGUAUAUCCUCUAAGCUACAAAUCGAACGCUGCUUUUAUGCAAUCUGUUCUUUACAAUUUGCUACUUGAUAAAGUUAUACCUAAUAUUGAUCAACGGGAGAUGUUAAACGAGGAAAGCAUAUCUGUUGAUGAUGCAUCUGCUACCGGUUGGACAGAAGUGAAAAAACAAGGGAAAGGCCGAACUCAUGAAGAAAACGUGGAUCGGAUCAUUUCAACUUUCCCCGAUGCUGGUAGAGACAAGAAAAUCUACUGGCAAAUAAAAAGGUCACUUGAUCCAAACCUUUAUCGUAACGUUGAACUGGAGGUUUGGGAAGACAAUAAGUCGGAAAUACAAAAGUAUGACUACAAUCUGGCUGUGUCCAUACAAUUUAAGCCUGGAGACAUGUGUCUAGCUACUAUACAGGAAUCGGAAGAUGUGAGUGAAAUUGUGAGGGUGAGAAUUCAGGAAAUGACUCUUGACAAAUGUAGAGUCGUGUCAGAAGAUUACAAAAAUCAAUAUUACGUACAAUUAGACGCUUUGCAACCUAUUUUGAACGGAGAUGCCUCUGAUGCAUAUAAAAACUUGCCUGGUUAUUAUAAUAAACGAGACAACGAAAGGGAACUAGAAUUUCAAGCGCAGAAGCGCCGUGGUAAAUCAAGAAGGUUUCGAGAUGACGAACGUAAGGGAGAUGUUGGAGUAAACAAAGGUAGCGAUUUCGGAAAGCGUCAAGACAACAGAGCAGAGCGAGAUUCCCGAAGGCGAGCAAACAGGAAAGAAGGGGAGAAGAAGAAGGAGGCGGAAAACAAGCAAGCUUUAAAUAAGACAAAACCAGAUUUAAAAAAGCCUGAAAAGAAUGAAAGCGAAAAAAAAACUGGUCCUAAUGGUAGUUCUGAAGCCCCUGUGAAAGUUGCCCAACCAGCUGAAACAGCAGCAGCCUUCUGGGGUCGAAUGCGCACUCGACCUCCACCAAUACCUUCCACCACUUCUGAUUCCACUAGCAAGCCUACAAAUGUGGCGACAGAUGCAGCAGGUCAGUCGAAUCAUUCUCCAAAACUUUCACAGAGUAAAACGAACGGCCUUAAGAAACCAACAGGAAAUUCUGAUGUAGAUCAAGAUAAAGCAAGUACGACACGCACGGAUAGUUCUAACGGACAUGCACGCAAACAACCUUCAUCGGAUACGUCAAAUGAUAUUGCUGCGCAUGGAGCUGAAACUAAUAAACAAAACGUAACACAUAAACCUGCAUGGGGGACACUACCAUCACCAACUAUACACUCUUUUAAAUCUAACACCUCACAUGAUAUGGGAACAACGCCUAGUACUACCUCGAACACUUAUAGCGACAGUGAGAAUUUACGCACUAGUAAUAUGGACAGCGAUGCUGAGAAACUGUUUAACUUGACAACCCAAGCUAGGCUUAAAGUUAAUGCGGUGCGCGAGAAUAUUUUGGUAACAAGCGCGAAAUUAUCGGCGGAAGUUAACGUAGCACCUUCAUGCACAAAUUUGUCAGAUGUAAAUCCCUUUAUACCCUCUGAUGAUGUUACAAAUAAAAUGAAUAAAAAUUCACAUACAGAUAAUACAGAAACAGUCAAACAAAAAAACACGGUUAUUGAUAACAGUGAUCUUGUUAAUAUGGUAUUUCCCACACCCUUACAUGAUGAACAAAUAUGUAAUGGAGAUUUAGCUGAAAAAGAAAGCAUUCAAAUUGGCUCAGUUGACGCAGAAAUAUUUUCCUCGCAAGAUGCAACAACACUUUAUGAUGGAUCUUGCGCGGAAAUUAGUUCUCAACAUGUUACUUCGUGUGAAGAGAAUAAACUAUCUAGUUCUUUCGACACUGCAGAGUCCACUUUUAAUGACACAGCCGUGAAAGCCGACGACGUUCUAAAAGUGACAAAAGACAAAAUACGCAAGAAAGUCAGUUUUGGUCAGACUACAGAAAUUGUGGAAAAAUCGCAGGAGCUGUUUACUUCAGGUGUAAUGGAUACGGAUAUGCUGGUAUCACAAUCAUCAGAACCCGGUAAAAUUGUCUUGCCACCCGAUCAUCGGGAGAAACACCUAGACGAGUUCUCCAACGUGGGGAUGCUCCCUCCACAGCAGCAGCAACACGUCAUUCCAGCAUCUUUUGUUCACAGCGGAGGAGUGACCUAUUAUCAAACUGCGCCUACCGUUCCUAGUGUUCUUCCGAUGUUCUGUAAUGCUGGGGAUCAACUGCCCUAUCCCGUCUCCAUGUCACGCGAUCCUGAAGGAAAGGAUCUUCCUGAAGAUAUGACGAUACUGCGACAUUUUUACAAUCUCGGUGUUCAGUGGCACUACAUGCUCACUCAGCAGCCUAACAACAUGCAUUUAUCUCAGCCAGGCCUUCUUCCUUUACCUGUGCAACCUCAAUAUUCUACUGUUCCAAUGCGCCCAUUGGUUAUGACGUCAGAACAAUCUGUUCGUUCUGCUGAUUGCUACUCGCCGAAUUCUCAAAGCAACGACUCGCCACUAAUAGAGCUUUCCCAAGCUUCGUUAAUGCAAAAUCGUUUCCAAACUCCUCAUCAAAUUCACAUUCCACACGCAAUCCAAUCUGUCUCUUUUGACCAGUUUGAAGUUCCUUCUAGGUUACGACGCACUCCUGUGAAUAGAACACAUACACGGUUUGUACAACAGAGGCAAAUAUAUAAUGGGCGUGGUAUCAUGGGUCAAGGUCCAAGACAACGAUCAGAUUUUAUACGCGGUACAAAUAAUUACCAUGGUUAAUGAAGAAUCGAAAACAAAAGAUUUUAUACUUUUCAGUUUUGUUGGAAUUAUAUAAUGUCGCAAAUUAUUGCGUUCAUUUCCCGCAAAUAAUAAUGUUGAUUUUUUUUUAAAAAAAUGAGAAUAAUGAGAA